UUGAAAUGGCUGGGUAGUGGACAUGUAGUGCACUACUCAGCCACAGGAAUCCGUUAUAUUCCUACUGUAUGUUGUGCAGUAUGUAGGGAAUAAGGAGCCGUUAGACAUUCCGCCUACAGUAGUACCCCCACCGACAUUUUGGGAGUCAGAAUAUAAACAUUGUCACUGUAAGCCUAUAUGUUUUGGGCUUUUUGGUGGGUUUAAUAUGGUUCACACGUGCGUGGUGGCGGGGUGUCGGAACAGGAGGACGCCCGGUACCGCGUUAUCCUUCUACAGGUUUCCGCGCGAUCCGGAGAGGAAGCAGCGCUGGAUUGCUGCUGUGAACCGUAAGGGCUGGGUGCCAAACGAGGGCAGCAGACUCUGCAGUACCCACUUCAUUUCAGGUAAACAAGUGAAGAAUCCUAGAUCUCCAGACUACGUCCCUUCAGUUUUCACCUCUGCUACACUAUCCCCAAACAUUAAAGAAGCAAAUGCUUUUGAGCCAUAUGACAAACAAGAAGCACAAGUUGAGGCUGCAAAUGCCUUACUUUUCCUACAAGGACAGGGACGUUUUAAUGAAGGCCAUAGCCAUAACCAGUGUCAAGGUGAGCCUGAAAGCACAUCGUCUUGUCUGAACAGCGAUGAUGAAAGAAAGGAUGCUGAAGGGACGGAAGAAAUUGUAUCAGAAAGUGAAAACGAGAGCAACGAAGAAGAGCCACCCAGAAACAGUUUCGCAAAGUCUGUCAUUUAUGAGGCCAAAGUAAAUGCCCUGAGGAAAGAGAAUAUGAAACUGAAGGAGUCCUUAGAGAAGAUGUCGCUCACUGAAGCCUCUUUUAAGAAUGAUCCAGAAAAGGUUCAGUUCUAUACAGGAUUGCCAAACUAUUUUGUCUUCGAGACGGUAAUGUGGCUUCUUGUGCCGCAUAUGAAAGGGGACAAAAAUGCAAAGCUUUCAAACUUCCAGCAAUUACUUUUGACUUUAAUGAGACUCAGGCUUGAUCUUAGGAAUCAGGACUUGGCUUACCGUUUUGGAGUUAAAGUUUCCACAGUAACCAGGACUGUUCAUCGAAUCAUCAACAUAAUGUUUACCACGCUGGUACCCACUGCUGUAUUCUGGCCGUCUAGAGUGGAACUCCGGAAAAACUUGCCAGAAGCUGUGAAGUGUACACAUCCAGACUGCGCUGUGAUUAUAGACUGCUUUACAGUAUCACUUGAAAAAGCAGUCAGUAUAGAUACACAUCGUCAAGGUGCAAGAGCAAUAAGGGAGGUGAACACUUCAUCACCACAGCCUGCUUUUAUCAGUGAGCUCAAAUACGUGAUUGGUGUUGCCCCCCAGGGGGCGGUCAUGUUCGUCUCCAGAGGAGCACCCGGCAACGUUAGCGAUAAGACUCUGGUCGAGAGUUGCGGUUUCCUUCAUAAGCUCCUGCCUGGAGAUGUGGUUCUGGCUGAACGUGAUUUUGAAAUUAAGGACUUGGUGGGAGCUCACAGAGCUGAGCUCACCAUCACUAGUAGUGAACUUCAUGAGACUGACCGGAGUAACCAGAACCCAAGAGAUGAAGCUUCUCUGGCAGCUACAGAAAGAAUGAAUGUGUACAGGCAUGUGGAACGGGUGAUACAAAUGGUCAAAAAGAGAUAUUCUAUGCUGACUGGCCCAGUAGAGAGCGCUUUUACAGUCGUAGAUCGGAGCACCAAUGUGACCACUUUUGACAAGAUGGUACAGGUUGCAUGUGCCUUAAAUAACCUGUGUAUUUCUGCUGUUCCACUUGAUUGACUUGCAUCCUAAAAUAUGGAAAACAUCAGGAGGAUACAUAAUGUUACUCAAGGGAUCGCAAUUAAUAGGCUUUUUAUGGUAACACAUAUUGUAGCCAUUUCAAUUGUUUCCGUUCAUACUGAGCCUGUAGUUGUAUCAUGUGACAUGAGUAAGGGAGGGUGAAGGCUGCACGUUGCAUGUAAAGCCUAACUUGUCAUCUAUCUAAACCACUAUGAACCUUUAGCAGCUGGCACAUGGAUCACAGUGAAAAUAUGUAUUCUCAAACUAGAACUUGUCCGAUCGUUUCUGGCAACAAAGUGCACCUGAGAUUAAAUCCAACCACUGAAUUUGUUUGCAAUUAUUUGUUAUUUAUUUAUGAAAUAUAUGCAACUCAUGCCUAGCUCCUUACAAGGGUUUUUGCAGUACUGUAUUAUUUUAAUCAUCCCAAGGACAAAACAUUUUAAUGCCACUCCCUUAAGUAUAACCCUGGACUGAGUUCAGGCCUUGCAAGUUGUCAGUAUCAUGUGAUUGAGCAUUCUAUGCAUAGUUUGAUAUAAGAAUGCUAAUGUUCAGAUAGAUCCUUUAUUGAAUAAGUAUCUCACCAUACAGCUGGGGUCAUAAGUUUACAUACACCUUGCAGAAUCUGCAAAAUGUUAAUAAUAAAAAAUAUGUAAUAUAAAAAAAUUGUUAAUAAAAUAUGUUAAUAAAAAAUUUGCAUUUGGACUAAUUAAUUGGACUCUUAAUCUCAGGAUUGUGGGUUUGAGCCCCACGCUGGGCUCCAACCCCAGCCACUGGGGGCGCACAGGCUAGUGCACUCUCAGUGCCGGUCCCAAGCCCGAUAAAUGGAGAGGGUUGUGUCAGGAAGGGCAUCUGGCAUAAAACCUGUGCCAAAUCACGUAAAACCUGUGCCUAACGGGAGGAGCCGGAAGAACAACAACAUAAAAAUUGCUUUUUUAAAUUUUAAAAAAAAUUUUUUUUUUUAUUUAGUACUGCCCCGAAUAAGCUAUUUCACAUAACAGAUGUUUACAUAUAAUCCACAAGACAAAAGAAUACCUGAAUUAUACAAAUGAACCAGUUAAAAAGUUUACAUACACCUGAUUCUUAAUACUGUGUGCUGUUACCUGGAUGAUCAACAACUGUUUUUAUGUUUUGUGAUAGUUGUUCUUGACUCUUGUUCUUCAGAAAAAUCCUCCAGGUCCAGCACAUUCUUUGCUUUUCCAUCAUCUUUUGCAUAUUUGACCCCUUUCCAACAGUGUCUAUAUGAUGUUGAGAGCCAUCUUUUCACACUGAGGACAGCUGAGGGACUCGUACACAACUAUUACAAACAUUCACUGAUACUUAAGAAGGCAACACGAUAUAUUAAGAGCCAGGGGGGUGUAAACUUUUGAACAGGAUGUUCGGUGUAAAUUGUUAUUUUGUUUAAAGAUCUUUUUUUUUUAUUUAGUACUGCCUUUCCAAAGCUGCAUAAGGUAUUUUCAUGUUUCCCAGAAGACAAAAUAAUAACAAUUUACACCAAUCAUCCUUUUCAAAAAUUUAAACACCCUCCUGCCUCUUAAUGUAGUAUGUUUCCUUCUUGAGCAUCAGUGAAUGUUUGUAACUUUUGUAAUAGUUGUGUACGAGUCCCUCAGUUGUCCUCAG
Messenger RNA from Pangasianodon hypophthalmus (striped catfish), 3364 nucleotides. RefSeq lists its product as uncharacterized. Bases 206 to 1747 code for a protein of 513 amino acids. The record is from RefSeq and is a predicted model, not a curated record. Lineage: Eukaryota; Metazoa; Chordata; Actinopteri; Siluriformes; Pangasiidae. The transcript is spliced from 2 exons.